AUGCCUGGAAUGCAACAACAGAAUAGAAGCGGAGAAAUAUGUCUCCAGAGUUCUUCUCGAAAAGAAAGUGACGUGUUAUGUGAAACUCGGGUGAGUUUAUCAGUUCAUUGAAGUUCUUACUUUACUCAAAGGCUGACUAAACAAAAUUACCUUGUGUAGUGGUCACUUGUGUUGCAACUAUGCCGUUCAUCCUUUCACUGAAUCCGCUGACCACAAAACCCUGGGCGUAUACAAAUUCGUAAGUGAUUGGGAACAAUAACUCGAGUUCUGCACUGCUAACUGAUGCUACCCUGAGAAAAUAGCUGACAUUUUGUGAUUCCACCACUGGUUUCCUCGCGAACUUGUCUGAAGAAUGUUUGCAGAUAUUCCAUACUGAUAUGACGUGUAGCUUUCUAUCAGUAAAAACAAAAUUGACUGGUUUGUUGGCUAGGACUCGUCAUUUAAUUCCUUUGAUUUUGAUUUAAUUAUUUGAUUUCGGGCCUGAAAAGUUACCGGGACUUUCGAGAAACGGGCUAAUCAUAUUCAACCUACUUAUAAACGACAUUUUAACUUUUGUCCCAGGAAAUACGAAGAUGCGGCGGAAACAGCUUUUGCUCAGAAAAGCGAGGAGGGCCUGGAUUUAGUCCUUGGAAAAUGUGCAACUUCAAAUCGUCCGUUGGUGAACCGCAUUUAAGAAAUGAAGGCUCCUCUGUGGCAAAGACGUUAAAAUUCUUAGAUAGAUUGAAAUCUUAA
Messenger RNA from Porites evermanni, 732 nucleotides. NCBI's taxonomy places the organism in Eukaryota, Metazoa, Cnidaria, Anthozoa, Scleractinia, Poritidae. The record is from the annotation of a GenBank genome assembly.